UCCACAGGGCCAGUCCAGGCGGCGCAGCCACCCGCGCCCCGAGCCUCCACCUGCGCUUGGGCGCCCAGAGUCUGCGGGCCCGGCGAGCUCUCGGCAGCGCCAGGGGCGAGCGGGAGCCGGCAGGUCCGGACGCCGACCACAGGGUGCCAGCCAAGCUGCUGCGCGCCCUGGCGCCGGGCUGGGUGGGCGACAGCUGCUGGGUUCCGGCGAGCUGAACCAGAGGAUUGCCUCGGAAAAGCAAAGAUGACACAGUGGAUCCUUUGCCUUCAGGACCCAUUAAGGUGAGAAUAAGACCGUUGGCUGGUUGGAACGAGCCUAAGACACAAAGGCAGCCAUGGAUAUGGCGUAUGGCCUGUACAACGGGAGCCGACCAUUGCUUUCCUCUCCAUUCGACCUCAAUGGCUCAGUGGCGGCAGCCAACAGCUCAAACCAGACAGAGCCAUACUACGAUCUGACGAGCAAUGCGGUCCUCACGUUCAUAUAUUUCGUGGUCUGCAUCGUUGGGUUGUGUGGCAACACGCUUGUCAUUUACGUCAUCCUGCGCUACGCCAAGAUGAAGACCGUCACCAACAUCUACAUCCUCAACCUGGCCAUCGCUGACGAGCUCUUCAUGCUGGGUCUGCCCUUCUUGGCCAUGCAGGUGGCUCUGGUCCACUGGCCCUUCGGCAAGGCCAUCUGCCGGGUGGUCAUGACUGUGGACGGCAUCAACCAGUUCACCAGCAUUUUCUGCUUGACCGUCAUGAGCAUUGACCGCUACCUGGCUGUCGUCCACCCCAUCAAGUCGGCCAAGUGGAGGAGACCCCGGACAGCCAAGAUGAUCAAUGUGGCUGUGUGGGGCGUCUCUCUGCUGGUCAUCUUGCCGAUUAUGAUAUAUGCCGGGCUCCGGAGCAACCAGUGGGGGAGGAGCAGCUGCACCAUUAACUGGCCUGGGGAAUCUGGGGCAUGGUACACAGGGUUCAUUAUCUACGCCUUCAUCCUGGGCUUCCUGGUGCCCCUCACCAUCAUUUGUCUUUGCUACCUGUUCAUUAUCAUCAAGGUGAAGUCCUCUGGAAUCCGAGUGGGUUCCUCCAAGAGGAAAAAGUCUGAGAAGAAGGUCACCCGGAUGGUGUCCAUAGUGGUGGCUGUAUUUAUUUUCUGCUGGCUCCCCUUCUACAUAUUCAAUGUCUCCUCAGUCUCGGUGGCCAUCAGCCCCACUCCAGCCCUAAAAGGCAUGUUUGACUUCGUGGUGGUCCUCACCUAUGCCAAUAGCUGUGCCAACCCCAUCCUGUAUGCCUUCUUGUCUGACAACUUCAAGAAGAGCUUCCAGAAUGUCCUCUGUUUGGUCAAGAUGAGCGGCACAGACGACGGGGAACGGAGUGACAGCAAGCAGGAUAAAUCCCGACUGAACGAGACCACAGAGACGCAGAGAACCCUCCUCAAUGGAGACCUCCAGACCAGUAUCUGAACUGCCUAGAACAGAAAUAAAACAACACAGCGCCAAGCUCUGCCAACCGGCAAUGUACCCCCUACCCCACCCACUUCCUUCCUCCCACCCACCGCACCUGGCUUCUAGAAUAGGGAAUUGUUCCGCAUGAGUCCAAUUCAGAGAACCGUGUUUGAGUCGGCGUGUCUGAGUGACUGAUGUGUGUUAAAUUGAUUAACUCCCCCUAAAAGUGAACUUUGAAAUACUGGCAGACAGUUCAAAGUCUGGAAAAGAGGUGAUCAUCUGGAUGUGAUCCUUUGA
Molecule: messenger RNA, 1723 nt
Organism: Rhinolophus ferrumequinum (greater horseshoe bat)
Lineage: Eukaryota; Metazoa; Chordata; Mammalia; Chiroptera; Rhinolophidae
Gene: SSTR2
Product: somatostatin receptor 2
Exons: 2
Coding region: 335-1444 (369 amino acids)
Biological process (GO): neuropeptide signaling pathway; cellular response to estradiol stimulus; cellular response to glucocorticoid stimulus
Cellular component (GO): membrane; neuron projection
Molecular function (GO): somatostatin receptor activity; neuropeptide binding
Source: RefSeq, a predicted model, not a curated record